AUGCCAAGAAAAGCGAGUGGCGUCGACACGAACCGCCCCGCCGCCAGACUCAACACGGGCCAGCUCGUCAAGUCGUACUGGUCGUUCGUGAACAAGAGCGACGUGGCUGGCCUCGAGGUAUUGUUGGCCCGCCACGGCCAUUCCUUGGACAUGGAUUCGCGCCUCCCGGCGGCAAUGCAGGCCACCGGACUUCAUGUCGCCGUCCAGAAAAACAACGCUGCGAUGGUGGCCCUCUUGCUGCAGCACGGCGUUCAUGUCAACGCUCAAAACAAGGUUGGGUCGACGGCGCUUCAUUUGGCAUGCAAGCAGGGCAACAUCGACGUGCUUCAACUUCUGAUCGACGCCGACGCAGACUUUGGCAUCCUCGACGCGUCGAACCGAGCGCCAUGUGAAUUUGCGGCAUGGCAGAUCAUGGUGGACGCGAUUGUGAAGCCAUUGCAAGAGCAAGUCGCUGCGCUUCAAGCCAGCGAACACAACUCGCGCACCUUGCACGAGCGACUCGACGUGGAGACGGCGCGACUGCACGCUGAAGCCCAUGCCACCGAAAUGGCCGUGGAAGAUGUGACCAGCCAACGACUCGAAGAAUGGAUGGCUUUCCGCGCAAAGUGCCAGAUGCAGGACGACCGACGCGGUCAUCUUGUGCUGGCAAAGCGUACACUCCAACGCUUGGACGACGAUAUCCGCACGCAGCGCUCGAUCGGCAACGACCUGCACGCCGAGCUCGAGGAAGCGCUGUUUCGGUACCAGUACGCGAUUGCUCAGGCCGAUGCAGCCAAGGCAUUGCUCGAGAGAGAAGUCGAAUCCGUGGCCCAGAUGCAUCGAGUCAAAGACGACCAUACGACCGAGUACAACGGCAAACUGGGUGUCGUCGACGCCAUGCUGCAGUGUCCCAACGACGAAGAUGUCCAAGUGUGGGGCGCGUACAUGGCGUGCUGCAUGACGGAAGAUGCGUCUGCGACCAACUCGAUGCCAUGGCGGCUGGUAAACCAACGGAUUUUCCCGGCACUGAGGGACGCCAUGGAGCGAUUUCCCCUUUGCGCGAUUCUUCAGGAGCAUGCAAUCAACGCAGUCCGCCAGAUCUGUGUGGCCCAACCACCGGCCAUUGACCAGUGCAUGCACCACAAGUUCGUCGAGAACAUUCAAGCGGCAGCGCGGCGAUUCCAUGACAAUGUUCCAUUCCUCAGUCUGUGCGUGGGGGCGCUGCGGGCGAUCCUGUCGCCGUUUGCGCCGGGCCAGCGGUCCGCCAUUCAAAUCAAGCACACGGCCAAAUUCGCGAGCGAUCACAACGAGUACCUCGUUCGACUGUUUGUCCGCGCCAAGACCGAGCGCAUGCCGAGUCCGUCCGUCGUGGAAGAUCUGUGCUGCGUCCUUUUCGUCCUGGCCAAGUAUAAUUGCAGACACUUGUUUCUGGACGAUGAGUGUGUCGGAUUGGAGACGGCGCUCUUCUUCCUCGUGCACCCCAAUCGACCUGGCGAGUGCAUGGCCCGCAGCCUUCUCGGCAUCGUGUCCCUCCUUUCCAUCGCAGACUCGAAGACGCCGGAACUCGCGCCGCUUCCCCCAUGCUAUACAUCCUUUGGACUGGCGAAGAUCACGCCGCUUCUUCAGGCUUACGCGGGCAACCCGGACAUUGUCCUGUGGGGCAUACGCUUGCUGCGAAACCUGGCUGUGCGUGACGCCGUCGCCCGCGAUCAAGUAAACCGCAGCGGGAUCGAACGCAUCUUGUCUGGCAUGGCCACACACCGGGGGGCGCCGGCCAUGCGCGUGUCGAUUCUCGAGUUGAUCCACGCAGCGUUCACAACCAACUACUCGCGGUUCCAGCAAGUCGAGGAGCUGUCCACGAUGGUGCUCCAGUGCAUGUUGGUGUGCUUCUUGGACCACGAAGACAACCUUUCUGUGCAAGAAUGGGCGCUCAAGAACAUGGUGGUGGCUGCGCAGCAUGCGUCCAACUUGGAAUUCCUGAUGGAGUCCAAAGAUGUGAUCGGUCCGAGUUUGGUGGUGCUGCUGCAUCAAGCAGCAAAUCGUAUGGCCGCGCAUCCCGCCGCCACCGUCGGCGACUCGAUCAUGGUGUGGGGACUGCGCUUUGUCGUUGCGAUGUGGCAAUAUGACCGAGUGCGCGACCCUGUGGAUUUUUCUCUGCGCGCCAAGUCCUCUGGCGUGGUGAUGUUGCUUGCAUCCAUCGAGACGCUAGACGAACGCAUUCAGAACCUCAUCAACGUCGUGCGGUGCAUGCUUUGCGAUGGUGCUUCAUGA
Aphanomyces invadans is the source of this 2250-nucleotide messenger RNA. RefSeq lists its product as hypothetical. Gene Ontology annotation, molecular function: protein binding. The record is from RefSeq and is a predicted model, not a curated record. The transcript has 16 exons. NCBI's taxonomy places the organism in Eukaryota, Oomycota, Saprolegniomycetes, Saprolegniales, Verrucalvaceae. Bases 1 to 2250 code for a protein of 749 amino acids.